Molecule: messenger RNA, 1417 nt
Organism: Patella vulgata (common limpet)
Lineage: Eukaryota; Metazoa; Mollusca; Gastropoda; Patellidae
Product: neuropeptide CCHamide-1 receptor
Exons: 2
Coding region: 245-1378 (377 amino acids)
Biological process (GO): G protein-coupled receptor signaling pathway
Cellular component (GO): membrane
Molecular function (GO): G protein-coupled receptor activity
Source: RefSeq, a predicted model, not a curated record
UUGAUUAUAUGAGGCCCUUGGCCGCGACUCGGGACGAAGCGCGUGCCCAGUUGGCUGAGCGUGACACGAGUUGUCAAUUCCCGGAUGGAGAGAAGUAAGGAAUGAGUAUAUGAAGUAAGUAAUGACAAAGUUUUGAUGGACACAUCGCUGUAUUAUUCCUAAACGCAGGCUUCCUGUACUUAAAAAACAAACUAACGACUAAACCAGAACACAAUACGAUAUAGUAAAAAAACAAAUUACCACAAUGGAAGAGUUGGUAGAAGAAUUCUGCAAUAAAUCGACGUCAGAUUUAGACAACUGUACAAGAAAAUACGAAAAAGUGGCGCUUAGUGACGAUUUAACACCGGAAGCUGUACUAGUGCCAUUGGUUUUCUCUGUCAUAUUUUUCUUUGGUAUUGUUGGUAACAUUUUUCUUAUUUGUUCAUUUGUAAAGCACAAAAAGCUUACUGCUGCUCAUAAUAUAUUCGUCAUUAACUUGGCAGUGGGUGACCUGAUGAUGUUGAUGGUAUCACUACCAUUUAAUUCAACAUGGUACACCAUACCGUAUUGGCCGUAUGGAGAAGUCAUUUGCAAGAUGAGCUUUUUUGUGGAGACUCUUGCCACUGCAGUCACUAUAGCGACCAUCACAGUGCUAAGUAUUGAACGGUUUUUGAUCAUUUCCGGGAAAAGAUCAUCGGACAAAAGAAUGUUUGCAAUCGCCAUUGUUGUCUUGAUAUGGACGCUGUCCUUCUACAUUUCGCUACCCGAUCUGAUAUCAGCCUCAACCGUUACAGAAAGUCAUAGUGGCAGAGAAUGGGAAUAUUGCUACACAUUUGCGCCAUCAUGGGGUCCCGUAUACCCAAAAGUUAACACCAUGAUGCGUUUUCUGUUAUUGUUUGUUAUACCACUGUGUAUUAUUUCACCUUUGUAUUUAGCAAUCGCUUACACAAUAUACUUUAAGUCCGUUGCUUCCAAAUACCCUUCAAUGAAAACCCCAUUACGACCAGAUUCCAAUAAUUCUGGAAAUGGGAAACAAGAUAGAGAAUCAUCACAAGACAAAAGGAAGCGAUUGGCUAUAAGUGUAUUGGGUUUGGUCUGGGCAUUUGUUCUAUGCUGGUUACCAAGACAUGUUUAUUUAUUAUGGUUUCAUUUUGACCCGGGUGUCUUUGAUCAUUUCUGGCACGUUUUUAAAAUCUUUGGCUUCUGUCUGAUGUUUGCUAAUUCAGCUGUCAAUCCCAUCGUCUUCUUCAUUCUUGACAAGAAGUUCCGUCAGUAUGUUAACAAGGUUUUAUUUUGUAAAGGAGGGUUUCAUGAAUCUGACAGUCUUCUUCCGCAAGAAGGACAAUCUAUCGCCAUGACAGAAUUACAACAAUGUUCUGCCACUAUAGAGGCUGUAUGAGAUAUUUUUGAGUUUCAGUCACUUUGUUUAAAAUAUGAA